This is a messenger RNA of Hordeum vulgare subsp. vulgare (domesticated barley), 729 nucleotides long. Its product is annotated as probable carboxylesterase 15. NCBI's taxonomy places the organism in Eukaryota, Viridiplantae, Streptophyta, Magnoliopsida, Poales, Poaceae. Gene Ontology annotation, molecular function: hydrolase activity. The annotation marks the transcript as partial. The transcript is spliced from 2 exons. The record is from RefSeq and is a predicted model, not a curated record.
CACCUCGUGGCCGCGCGCGUCGGUGAGGACGGCGCGGACGCCUGGGCGCCCCUCCGCGUCGCCGGCGGCGUCCCGAUCCACCCGGGGUUCGUGCGCGCCACGCGGAGCAAGUCGGAGCUGCAUGUGACGCCGGACUCGGUCUUCUUCACGCUGGACAUGCUGGACAAGUUCAUGGCCAUGGCGCUGCCGGAGGGCACUACCAAGGACCACCCAUACGCGUGCCCGAUGGGCCCAAACGCAUCGCCGCUCGAGUCCGUUCCCCUGCGACCGAUGCUCGUCGCCGUCGGGGAGAAGGACCUCAUCCACGACACCAACCUCGAGUACUGCGACGCGCUGCGUGCCGCCGGCAAGGAAGGGGAGGUGCUCAUCAACCGCAGCAUGACCCAUUCCUUCUACCUCAACAAGUUCGCCGUCGACAUGGACCCCACCACCGGGGAGCGAGCCCAAGAGCCACGCUCUGGGUCACCAACAUCUCAGGUGGUCGCACGCAAGAAGGGCAGCACAACAUUCUCGAUUGACAGGCGGACGGAGGGAGAACGCCCGUUCACUGCAUCUGUUGAAACUUGGAUUGAAAAAGAGACAAAUAAUGAGGCAAUCGAAAGACUGCUCUUCUUUACCUUCGUUUUCGUGGCUAAAUCCCAGCUACAGGACCGCGUGAAGCUCCGCCACCAAGUUGGCUCCUGUGUUCCAGGAGAAAUUGAACUACAGGUUGUUGGUGGUGUUGCUUGA